UAAUGUCAAUUCACCUAUUAAUAAUAAGAUCAUAUGCAUUAAUGUCAUUAUAGAAACAAUGUGAACAAUAUGGUGCGUACCUUGUUGAAAUAGAUACAUAUGCAGAAAAUGUAUGGAUCAUGGAGGCUUUUCUUCCUGCUUGGAAUAAUGCUGACUGCUCCAAUUGGCCAAAAUGCUGUAAUUUUUGGAUAGGGGCAACGGAUAUCGAUAACGAAGGAACAUUUACUUGGAAUCGCCAUACCAAUGUAACAUUUUCAAACUGGCGCAACAAUCAGCCUAAUAAUUGGGGAGGAAACCAGCACUGUGUCGAAAUUUGCCGAAAUGGAUUCUGGAAUGAUCUCAACUGUAACACCAAUAGUGCAUUCAUCUGUGAAAAAGAGUUUUGAUCCAGUUACAGUUCGAAUGCAAGAAAAGUGAUGUGUAUUUUUUUAUUGUCAAUGAUCUUAGGGAUAA
Molecule: messenger RNA, 453 nt
Organism: Saccostrea cuccullata (small rock oyster)
Lineage: Eukaryota; Metazoa; Mollusca; Bivalvia; Ostreida; Ostreidae
Product: perlucin-like
Exons: 2
Coding region: 120-386 (88 amino acids)
Source: RefSeq, a predicted model, not a curated record